CUCUGGCACCAGGCUGAGCCCGGCGGCUCCAGCAGCAAUCCCGGCGCGGACUACAAGUACCACGAGCACUCGUGUGGGUACUACAGGUCCCACAAUACCUCACGCCGCCUGGUGUCUCCGUGUCGGUCCCGAUUUAAAUCCAGGCAGUGAGGAAAAUGGCGGUGUGGGGCUGAGCAUGGGGGAGAUGGAGAUGUAGCUGAGCUCUGGCUCAUUUCCCAGUUUCAGGUACAAUGGUGAAAAUCAAACUGAAGGGAUCUACAGGUUCAACCUCAUUUGUCUACCUUAAAACUCUUUUCUGUGCAUUCCUACUGGCCUCUGCUGUAGCGAAUACUGUGCUCGGCACUGUAUCUACUAAGCGCUGUUCACUGUGAAGGAAAUAUGGCACGGAAUAUGAAAAAGAAAUAGAGAAAAGGGGAUCCUAAUUAAUGGAAGGCUCAAAUCUGUUGGUAUAACAUGGGAAGACAACUGAUUUUUCUUCAAAUAUUGAAUGGAUGUGACCUAAAAUGAAUUCUGAUUCUGAAGGUCCUCUGAAAAAUAUGCAGUGCUUGAAUGUUUGCUAAGGACUAGUAAGUGACUGAUCUCAUAUUUGGACUAUAUAUACCUGAACAUUUUUAAAGCUACAGUUUAGUAUAUGAGAAGCAUGUACUUAAAAAAAAGAAAAGAAUGGGAGGGAAGAAAGAAGAAAAAAACCCAACUCAAACCAAAAACCUUACUGCACCACUGCCAGAAAGUGAAAUUGCUGCUUAUAUUCUUGUGGAUUCCUGUCUAUCUGCUGAUGCAAGGUCAAGAUGAGUGGAUUAGGAGAAAACUCCUUAGAUAGUUUGACUAAUGAGUCAAGGAAGCGCAAGCCAUUGCCCUGUGAUACACCAGGUGCAAGUCUGGUCUGCAGUGGCGAGAAGCGUCGACGUGAGCAGGAAAGCAAAUACAUUGAAGAACUGGCUGAGCUGAUAUCUGCUAAUCUGAGUGACAUUGACAAUUUCAAUGUCAAACCAGACAAAUGUGCUAUCUUAAAAGAAACUGUGAGACAGAUUCGACAAAUAAAAGAACAAGGAAAAGCAGUUUCUAAUGAUGAUGAUGUUCAGAAAGCUGAUGUAUCAUCCACGGGUCAAGGAGUUAUUGACAAGGAUUCAUUGGGACCUCUUUUAUUACAGGCAUUGGAUGGCUUCCUUUUUGUUGUAAAUCGAGAUGGGAACAUAGUAUUUGUAUCAGAAAAUGUCACACAGUAUCUGCAGUAUAAACAAGAAGAUUUGGUUAAUACAAGUGUGUAUGGUAUCUUGCAUGAAGAGGACCGGAAGGACUUUCUUAAAAACUUACCUAAAUCUUCAGUUAAUGGAGUUUCUUGGAGUAAUGAAGCACCUAGGCAGAAGAGCCAUACAUUCAAUUGCCGGAUGAUGGUGAAAAGCUCUCAUGACCUCUUUGAAGAUGUAGGUGCCUACCAGGAUAUACGUCAAAGAUAUGAAACUAUGCAGUGCUUUGCUUUAUCGCAGCCAAGAGCUAUGAUGGAAGAGGGGGAAGAUUUGCAGUCCUGCAUGAUUUGUGUGGCGCGUCGUAUCACAACUGCAGAAAGGGUGUUUCCAGCAAAUCCAGAGAGCUUUAUUACAAGACAUGAUCUUUCAGGCAAACUUGUCAACAUUGAUACAAACUCAUUACGAUCUUCCAUGAGACCUGGCUUUGAAGAUAUAAUUCGUCGCUGUAUUCAGAGAUUCUUAUGCAACAAUGACGGGCAAUCAUGGUCAAAUAAAUGCCAUUAUCAUGAAGCUUAUACGCAAGGUCAUGCUGAAACCCCAUUGUAUAGAUUUUCUUUAGCGGAUGGUACAAUAGUGACAGCACAAACGAAGAGCAAACUGUUUCGAAAUCCUGUAACUAAUGACCGCCAUGGAUUUGUCUCUACCCACUUUCUUCAAAGAGAACAAAAUGGAUAUCGGCCAAAUCCUAAUUCUGUUGGGCAAAACAUCAGAACACCUGUGACUGGAAACACAAAUUCUGUUAAUGGUCUUAUGAACAUGUCACCUGGUCAAGCCAUGCCAAUGCAGAACAGAAACUAUGGGAUGGGAGAUCCCAAUGCAGUGGGUCAGCUCACCAGCACUCGAUAUGGAAGCCCUGGGAAUAUGGGGCCAGUGAACUCUGGAACUGGCAUGCAGUCCUCUGCUUAUCAGAGUAACAGUUUUGGGUUAAAUAUAAGUAGCCCACCGCAUGGCAGUCCUGGCUUAACUUCCAGCCAACAGAAUCUAAUGGUAUCUCCUAGGAAUCGAGGGAGUCCAAAAAUGAGUUCACAUCAGUAUUCUCCAGUUACAGGUAUGCACUCGCCAAUGGGAUCUGCCAGCAACACUAGCAACAGCACUUUUUCUAGCAGUUCUCUUAGUGCUCUGCAAGCCAUUAGUGAGGGUGUUGGAAAUUCCCUUUUAUCAACACUUUCUUCACCGGGUCCAAAAUUGGAUAAUUCCCCAAACAUUAGCGUAACUCAGCAAAUUAAAACAAGUACCCAGGACUCCAAAAGCCCUUCUGGUUUGUAUUGUGAACAAAACCAAGUGGAAAGUUCCAUCUGCCAGUCAAACAGCAGAGAUCUCUUUAGUGAAAGAGAUAGUAAAGAGGGAAAUCUGGAGGCAUCUGAAAGUCAGAGAGGACCAUCUGAGAGUAAAGGGCAUAAAAAACUCCUUCAGCUACUUACGUGCUCCUCAGACGAAAGAGGACAUUCUACAGCAUCAAACUCGCCUUUAGACUCAAAUUUUAAAGAAUCUUCUACCAGCGUUGCCAGUCCUUCUGGAGUUUCCUCAUCAACAUCUGCAGGGGUAUCUUCCUCCUCAAACAUGCAUGGGUUGCUCCUCCAAGAGAAGCACAGGAUUUUACAUAAAUUGUUGCAGAAUGGUAAUUCUCCAGCAGAGGUGGCCAAGAUCACAGCUGAAGCUACUGGUAAAGACACAUAUCACGAUGCUAGUAACUCAACCUCCUGUGGCGAAGGCACUGUCAAACAGGAACAACUAAGCCCAAAGAAGAAAGAAAACAAUGCUUUACUACGAUAUCUACUAGAUAAAGAUGAUAUUAAGGAACCGCCUUCCAAAGAGUUGAAGCCUAAAGUAGAAUGUGUGGAUAAUAAAAUGGGACAAUGCACAAGUUCUACAAUUCCUACUUCAAGUCACGAAAAAGAGAUGAAAAUAAAAAUUGAGCCAGCAGAGGAGAUGAAUGGAGACUUGGAUAAUUUGGAUGCAAUUCUAGGUGAUCUUACUAGUUCAGAGUUUUACAAUAAUGCUAUGUCUGCAAAUGGAAAUAACCCUGGAACAAAGCAAGCAUUAUUUCAAGGAAAUGCCCUGUUGGGGCAAUGGAUUGCUGCGAUAACCAAAGGAGGUGAAACAUGGAUAAUGAAAAAUAUAAAACCAGGUGUGAAGAGUCCCCAGUCUGUGCAGACUACUCGCCCACCUUUUAACAGAGCCAUGUCUUUAGACAGCCCUAUGGGCUCAGGUGCUUCAGUGAGGAAUGUCAAUGCAUUCUCCGUGUUACAAAAGCAAAACUUGAUGGGUGGAAGUCCAAGAAUGAUUGAAAACCAAGAAAAUUUUGGAGCAAAUCUGGCAAGUGCUCCCCACAGAAAUGUGGCGAUGAAUCAGCAUCAGCCAGGAGACUGGGGUUUGCCAAACUCCAAAGUGAAUGGAUUGGAAUCUGCAAGUUCUGCUGCAAUGUUGAGACCAGGACCUGAAUUUAGUACAACCCUUCCGAGGCCCCCAGAGGCUGGCUCUGUGCCUGGGCUGCCUGUUCGCUCUAACAGCAUACCUGGUAGUAGGCCAAUGCUGCAACAGCAAAUGAUUCACAUGAGGCCAAAUGAGAUAAACAUUGACAUGGGAGGUAAUCCCUAUGGACAGCCUGGACCUUCUAACCAGCCUGGAUUGUGGCCUGACAAUAUGAUGUCCAUGGAGCAAGUGUCACGGGGUUCACAAAACAGACAAUUAGUGAGAGGCUCUUUGGAUGAUCUCUUAUGUUCGGCACCAAAUAUGGAAGGCCAGAGUGAUGAAAGGGCACUUCUGGAUCAGCUGCACACACUAUUGAGUAAUACAGAUGUCACAAGUCUGGAAGAAAUUGACAGAGCAUUAGGAAUUCCUGAUCUUGUAAACCAAGGACAAGCUUUGGAACCCAAACAAGAUUCAUUUCAAGGUCAGGAAUCUUCAAUGAUUGACCAGAAGCCUUUGUUAUAUGGUCAACUCUAUCAAGGGCAAGGGGCAGCAAUGCCAGGAAGUUUUAGUAACAUCCAGGGACAACAGCCGUCUUUUAAUUCAGUGAUGAAUCAGAUGAGCCAACCGAGCAAUUUUCCUCUGCAAAGUGUCCAUCCCCGAGCAAAUGUGAUGAGACCUCGGACCAACACACCAAAGCAGCUACGCAUGCAGCUCCAGCAGAGGCUCCAGGGACAGCAGUUUAUGAAUCAGACCCGUCAAAGUCUUGAAAUAAAAAUGGAAAAUCCAGUCAGUGGUACUAACUCAGUGAUGAGACCAGUUAUGCAGCCACAGGUGGGAUCCCAGCAGCAAGGUUUUCUUAAUGCUCAAAUGGUGGCUCAGCGUAACAGGGAACUAAUAAGUCACCAUUUUAGACAACAGAGGAUGGCAAUGAUGAUGCAGCAGCAACAGCAACCUCAGGCCUUCAGUCCACCACCAAAUGUGACAGCCUCAGGAAGCAUGGAUAGUGCUUUGACAGGCCCUCCAAUGGCUCAAGUUCCUUCACAACAAUUUCCCUAUCCACCUAAUUAUGGAAUAAGCCAACAACCUGAUCCUGCAUUUAGUAGAGUAUCAAGCCCUCCCAAUCCAAUGGUAUCAUCAAGAAUUGGACCCUCCCAGAAGUCUAUGCUGCAGCAUCCUCAGUCAGCAACAAUGUACCAGUCGUCAGAGAUGAAGGGCUGGCCCUCAGGAAGCAUCCCCAGAAACAGUUCUUUUCCCCAGCAGCAGUUCAGCCACCAAGGUAGCCCAGCAGCCUACAGUAUGAUGCACAUGAAUGGCAGCAGUGGCCAUAUUGGACAGAUGAGUAUUAAUACCAUGCCUAUGCCAGGACUGCCUAUGGGUCCAGACCAGAAAUACUGCUGACAUCUAGAACCACAUCUUCAAACAAGAAUGGUUGAAUGCACUAGUUAGAAAGGAACGUGACACAUUCUUCAUGGCAAGUCAUACUGGGCUUAACAGAAACCAGUGAUAAAUUUCCUCAUCCAGAGGAAAACAAACCAAAAAAAUCCCUACCCAACAAAAAUAUGUUUUAGUAGAAGCAGCCUAUGAAUUACUGUAUGAUGUGGGGUACAAAAAAAGGUCAUUAAUAUUUUUAGCACUCUUCCUCUAGGAAUGUGAAUUUGGUAAUGCCAUUUUAAUAGAUUUGAUGAGUAGACUCCUGGAAUACCUUAUCUGUUUACUGUAGCUAUCCAAAGCCCUUUAGCCCAGGCAGACAAAAGUGCCUGGAGAAGUCACAGUGGGAAGAAUUUCCUUAUUUCUCUUGUAACAUAUCUGACAGAGAAUGUAGUUCUUAGCCUUCACUCUUUUAUAUGAAUCCCUGAAUAGAAAUGCUGCUUUUAGUCUCUUAUCCCAAGAGUCAGGGAUUUCCCAAGCAAAGUAGCAGUGCAAAAUUAAUUGGCAUAUGCUAGUCCAAAAUCCUGUCUGUUGAAGCCAAGGUUUGAAAAGAGAGGAUAAACAAUUCAAAUUAUUUAAACACAAUUGUGACUAAUAUUUAGAUAUUGCUGUGCAGCUGAGUGCACUUUAUAGAGGACUAUAUAAUGGAUUAAUGCAAUGUCUUUGAUAAGGACUUAAUAUGAAGGUAGGGUGUACUCAUAUUCCUUCACAAACACAAUCUCUUAAGAAUUAUUUGAAAAGACUGCAUAAUGUAACGUUUUCUGUGUAUGGAAAUUAGAGCAAUAAUCUUUCAUCUUUUUUGAAAAAAGCUUCAGAAAACUCAAGGCAAGACACUGCAGCCAGAGUCAGAAUUUUGCAGUCUUUUUUUGUGAAUAAAUUUUGUAAAUAUGAUCUUUAAAAUAAUGUAUUAUAUAUAUGACUUUUGUAGGUCACUAACUCAUUUUUGCAGAGUUUGUGAAGCUAAAUGUUUAACAAAAUUGAUUUUUGGAAUCUGAGCAUAGUUGAGGUCCAAAUUUUUUUUUUUUAAUUACAUUAAGGACUUUGAAGCUGGGUAACUUUGGCCCACGUAUUUCUCUUCUUUGGUCUUCAACACUUCAUUUAUUUUUACAUGUUUAACAUAGAGCUUUUUAUAAAAAAAAUAGACCGGUUCUUCAAUACUUUCUCCACCUGUGAGCACUUUUGUUACAUUUCUUUUUACCUAAGGCAGUUUGACCCGAAGGCUCUGCUUUGUAAGAGCUUACAAUUUGUCAGGAUAGACAUGUCUGUCUAUAAUAGGUUGCCUUUUCAGCUGAUGAAUCUGGAUUGUGUCUUUUGGGUCAAUUUUAAUGAACACAAAAUGUUCUUUGAAAAUGUUUGUCUGUUGCAAAAUACUUGUUAUUAUGUAACAUCCAGAAAUCUUUAAGGAUAUUAAGCCACAUUUUAACCAAAUGUCUACACCUAAUUGGAUUGUUCUACAAGUAACGAAUGUAUUUUCUAAGCAGAUUUCUGUCAUAGCAGUAUUUAAGUGUGGUUACAUAUUAUUUGCUGAUAGCACUGGGGUUUUUUUUUUCCCCUCCAUUUUGGGUGCUUGAAAUGAAGAUCCCUUUGCACUUUUUGCAGUUACGAGGAAUUAAACCGCUAAACCUUCCUAAAGGAUGACCCAGAAAUGUUUAAGAUGUGUGGUGCUUCUGUUACGUUGUUCAUUGUGUAAUGGAAAACUGAUUUCUCCCAACUGAGUAAAAGAAACCAAAAAUCCCCUGA
This is a messenger RNA of Haemorhous mexicanus (house finch), 6827 nucleotides long. RefSeq names its product nuclear receptor coactivator 3 (gene NCOA3). The record is from RefSeq and is a predicted model, not a curated record. The transcript has 27 exons. Gene Ontology annotation, cellular component: nucleus. Bases 789 to 5057 code for a protein of 1422 amino acids. Gene Ontology annotation, biological process: cellular response to hormone stimulus; positive regulation of transcription by RNA polymerase II. Gene Ontology annotation, molecular function: nuclear receptor binding; protein dimerization activity. Lineage: Eukaryota; Metazoa; Chordata; Aves; Passeriformes; Fringillidae.